AUGCCUCCCGUCACCACUCCUCGUGGCCAGCAGAAGCAAGCAAACGGCUCCAAUCGAGCGCAAUUCGCUUCGCCACCAACAUUGCCCUCAGCCACAGAGUCCGGAGGUGAAGAAGCUCCAAACUCUCGCCAAAGCCAGCAAAGGGGCCUCAAGAAGGAGCCUCUCUUUGGAUCAAGCCCUGCGAGAAACGGCAUCUCUGCACAUAAGGAGUCUUCUUCCUCUCCCAAGACCAAAGCCACAACCAAAGCUCGCGAAGAAUCCAUCAUCGAUCAAUAUCCCGUGGCUCGACUCGUCCUGGAUCUCGAAAAGAGAGAACAGCAAGCCCAAGGCAAAUACGACAGCCUCAAGAAGAAAUACCGCGAGCUUGACGCAGCCCUAGAACUCUCGAACAAAGAAAGAGAAAAGGAAAAGUCCGUCGUCGAAGCAGAUUACAGACACUUCCAAGAUGCUCUCACUGCCGCCACAAACGAGCUCAAGAAAGAACGGAAAAGAGCCGACAAUGUUCGCACCGAAAACGAAUCCCUCUCGGCCGACAUCGCAGCCUAUGAAAACACCAUAGAGGCCCUCGAGGAAGAACUCUGCAUAGCCGAAGCGGACGUUGAGGAAAUCAAAACAGCCCAGAUUGCUCUCCGAAAGGAGCUCGCAGCGGAAAAGCACAAGGCCAGCCAGGAGUCCAAGAGUAUCCAAUCCAUAGAACACGAGGCCCUCCAACGCCAACUUGAGCAAGAGCAAAACAAGGCAAAGGAGCUGCGAGCCACAAACGAGAGCCUUGUUUCCGUCCUCGAGGCGCAGGCCCAGGAAAAGAAUCUCCUUGCCAGAAUGCUCGAGGAGAAGACAUACGAGUCGUGGAUAUUCCGCUGCGCUGUCGGCGUGAUUUACAAGGACUCGCCCUCCAACGAGCGCGUCAAGAUGGGCAAGCUCAUCCGCGACGUGAUCAUGUACCUGUGCGAAAAGCGUCGACGUGAACGAUUGGUGGAGCAGCAGGCAGGCGACGACGACGACAACGACGACGACGACGAUGGAAGCAGCCAGAAAGAAGAUGGAGAUGGCCAGGACGAGGAGCAGGAGCAGGAGCGGGAGCAAGGCGAGGUUGAGGCGGCACCGCAGCACGGCCAACCUGGUUUGGAGAUGACUGAUGCUAGAGACUCGGGUCUUGACUCGGAGGACUUGCCUCUCAGCGAGAGGGCAACGCGGUCGAAACGACAUCGGAGCUUGCAGAGGACGGAUUAUAGCGACUAUUUCGCUACAUCUGAUGACACGGAUGAUGAGAAGCCUCUGGUAGAGGUUCUCAAGAAGAGGGCGAAGAAGCUCAAGACCACGUCCUCUCACGACGAGGCAUCAUCCGUGGCUUGA
Trichoderma reesei QM6a is the source of this 1353-nucleotide messenger RNA. RefSeq lists its product as uncharacterized. The record is from RefSeq and is a predicted model, not a curated record. Lineage: Eukaryota; Fungi; Ascomycota; Sordariomycetes; Hypocreales; Hypocreaceae. Bases 1 to 1353 code for a protein of 450 amino acids. The transcript has a single exon.